AUUAAUUAUCCCACCUAAAAUAAUUUUCUAGACUUGUAGCCCAAAAUGUUAUGUUUAUUAAGAUUUUUGUGAGCUAAGAAAAACGACAAUGAUUGUGCCAAGAAAACUUUUGUUUUUGUUUUUAAGAGAAACGACACAAACAUUAGAAAACGACACUUAAAAACAGAGGUGGGUUACAAAAUGAUUAUUGAGAAACUGAACUGUGCUAUUGAGAAAACAAUAAAUGAGUGUGUAAUCUUUUGAUGUUCUUGUAUUGGGAAGUACUAAGGUUGUUUGGGGUAUUGAAAAUGGUGUAUUAUUUCUAGGUAAUAAUUAUUAUAGUUAUGGUAUAGGUGGGUUCAAUGUAUUAGUUUGCCUAUAUAUUUGGGAGUUCUGUAAGAUUUGCUCAUACAAAUUUUAUUUAUUACAUGCAUUUCUUUGUGUUUAAUCUGUAAGGGUAAGAAACCAGAUUGAAAAGGAAGAAGAGGAAAAAUUAAGGUCAGCCACUCACUUGAUUAUUAAUUUUUAUUGUUUACUAUCUGUAUUUGAAGUGUUUCCUUUUGUCUCUGAUAGGAUAUUUUUUUUUUAGUUUGAUCUCUAAUUGGAGAUAGAAAUGGUGAGAUUUUGUGAUUUUCCAAGUGAAGUUGUGGAGAAAAUCAUGUUGUUGGUGCCUGCAGAUUCUCUAGUAGAGUGUAAAUCUGUGAACAAGUUCUGGUAUUCUUGUAUUUCUACUCUCAUCAACGAUCCAAAAUUUGUUGCCAAACACCUCCUCAUCACCAAAAACCAUUCUUCUAUGUCCUUACUUUGUUCCGAACAGCCUUCUUCAUGUGUAGAUCAUUGCUUGAUCACAUAUCCAUUGCUUACUAUAAUCCAUGUUGAUGGUGGUGGUGUUGGUGAUGAUGAUGGUAAGAAGGAUCAUUUUAGAACAGUCACAGUAGAUCUGAGUAUGCCACUUUUGGAUAUGAAUAGAUGGGAUAACAUAUAUCACUGUGAUGGACUCCUUUUGCUUGUAAAUUAUGGUUUCAAGAAGACUAUAACUAUGAUGUUAUGUAAUCCAGUUUUGAAAGAAUCUAUGAUUCUCCCAAAACCAAAGAAUGUUACAUUUAUGGCUCAUCAUUAUCACUACAUAGGAUUUGAACACGAUUCUAGAAACAACAAAUACAAAUGUGUUUCCAUUUGGCUUUAUAGAGAAGAAUGUAAAGUUGAGGUAUACACAGUGGGUUCUGAUUCUUGGAGAGAGAUCAACAUGUCUCAAGACGUAAUGGAUUAUAUAGUGCAUGCUGAACUAUGCAAUGCUGUAUGUUUUGGAGGUGUUUGUUACUGGUAUAUUUGCCGACCUAGAAUUGAAAAGAUACUCAGUUUUGAUAUGAGUAGUGAGGAAUUCCGUAUGAUAGAUUUUCCAGAUUUUGAACCUUUAAUUGCCGUUGUAGAUUCUUGUUUUGAUAAGAGCUUCCUUUUUGUCUUCACCAUGGAUAAAAGCGUAGCAGGUGGUUCGACCAAAUACGAGCUGAUUGGACCACUAGAGAAGUGUUACAGUUACUUACUACUGCCAUUUUGGAAGGACGAUGAGAUUCUAAUGGAUGUGUUUGAAUAUGAAAUCUUGGGUGCAAAAAACAUGGUUUCUUAUAACAUUCGUACUCAAAAGUUCAAAAAUGUUGUUUUUGAUGUAGAUAGUAGAAUGAUUAUGGGGUUAGAUAUGGCUCUGAUACCAUGUUGAGAAUUAUGGGGUUCCAUCUCAAAACCAAUUAGCAAUGAGUGGAGUAGCCCAUGUUCUUAUAUAUGGCUCAAUUCUCUACCAUUUAUUCCAUGUGGGACAAUGUCCACAAUACUAUAUGAAAAGAGUCUGGUUUCUAUUACGAGGUAGUGAAGAAAUUUCAGUUCCAAAAAAAUAUGUGGUUUGGCUCUAGAAUUGGAGAGACUAAAAUGCUAUUUGUUUAGUUUGAUUAUGUAAUUUAAACAUUAUCUAUGUAAUUAAGUCCUGAUUGAUGC
Messenger RNA from Cannabis sativa, 1968 nucleotides. Its product is annotated as F-box protein At3g08750-like. Gene Ontology annotation, molecular function: protein binding. NCBI's taxonomy places the organism in Eukaryota, Viridiplantae, Streptophyta, Magnoliopsida, Rosales, Cannabaceae. The transcript has a single exon. The record is from RefSeq and is a predicted model, not a curated record. The coding region runs from base 593 to 1696 and encodes 367 amino acids.